Messenger RNA from Cryptomeria japonica (Japanese cedar), 1440 nucleotides. RefSeq lists its product as uncharacterized. NCBI's taxonomy places the organism in Eukaryota, Viridiplantae, Streptophyta, Pinopsida, Cupressales, Cupressaceae. The coding region runs from base 1 to 1440 and encodes 479 amino acids. The record is from RefSeq and is a predicted model, not a curated record. The transcript has 3 exons.
AUGGAAUUAAUUCGUGCAUGGGUUAAUAAUCUUAAUGCAAAUCCAACAACAUUGAUUGAUUGGCCAAAAAUUGGUGCAUCUCCAAUCAAUGAAUAUGUCACAUUAGGGUUACUUGAUAUGGCAUUUAUAGCAUUAUUUCCUGAUGGUAGAUGUCACUGGUUAGAACCAAGAAUGAGGCAAGUGCACUUGCAUGAAUUUGUCAAGCAUCUGUUACGGUAUAGGGAUCAUCGUUUUGGUAAACAUCCAAGAUUUAGAUAUUUUAUGAUGAACAUGAUAAUGAGACACCGUGCACAGAAUUCAUCUGCAGCAUUUGCAAAAAGAAAUUUACAAGACAUGCCUAUCACCAUCAAUGAGUUACGCCAGCAUAUGGAGAACAUACCACAAUCUAAUUUAGCUGAUAGGUUGAUACGGUUUGGAACUACUUUAAGGGGUACCAGAUCGUAUUGGGCUAAAUGUCGUGCAAAAUUGACAGACAUGCUUCACCAAAUCGACACUCCUACAAUAUUCUUCACUCUAAGUGCAGCAGAUAUGUAUUGGCCUGAUUUGCAUGCAUUAAUGCUAGGAACAUCCCCGAAUACUUCACGGGAAGCUCAAAAUUGGAGAAAGAAGAAUGUUAUUGACUAUCCUCAUAUAGUCGCACAUUACAUGCAUUUAAGACAUACAAUAUUCAGAAAAGAGAUUUUAGAAAAAGGAAUGAAUAUCAAAGAUUAUUGGUGUAGAUAUGAGUGGCAACAUAGAGGUUCACCACAUGUGCACAGAUUUUUAUGGAUCAAUGGAGCUCCCAAUAUGGACAACAUUGAUUGGUCAAAUGAGGAAGAACAAAAAAGCGCUGAGAGAUAUUUUCAUUCUAUCAUUCAUGCAUGGAAUCCCAGAGAAGAUCCACAUCAAAGAAAUAUACAUGCAUUCCAAAAUUAUCUACAACAUCCAUGUCUCAAAAAUACAACAGAACUUGCAGACAUGGAUAUUGACCAUGAUUAUGAAGAUAUAUUAAACUAUGUAGAACGACACACAGUUUGUAAGGAGGGUGUGUGCCUACGAAAAAAACAAGGAAGGAUGGUUUGCAGGUAUAAUGCUCCUUGGCCGUUAAAUUUGAGGGGAUCAAAAUUGUAUGAAGACAUAGAAACUGGUGAGAAAAAAAUUGAACCAACAAGAAAUGAUGACAGAGUGAAUUCACACAAUCGUCACAUACUGCAACUAUGGAGAGCAAAUAUAGAUUGGCAGCUAGUUCUUUCCAAAUAUGUAGUAAUAAAGUACAUUGCAAAGUAUGCAGCAAAGGCCGAGAAAAGCUCAGAAACAUACCACCAAAUGUUGAUGCAUCUUUCAGAAAUGGAAAACCCUGAUGAUUUAGCUGCACGGGCAUAUAGAAGGCUCCUCACAGAAACUGUUAUAGAAAGAGACAUGUCACAUGCUUUUAGAGCUUCCAUUGAUGGAGAGCAGUAG